Messenger RNA from Erinaceus europaeus (western European hedgehog), 3258 nucleotides. It is a transcript of the gene RIOK3, whose product is annotated as RIO kinase 3. Gene Ontology annotation, cellular component: cytosol; preribosome, small subunit precursor. Gene Ontology annotation, molecular function: protein serine/threonine kinase activity; ATP binding. The transcript has 13 exons. Gene Ontology annotation, biological process: protein phosphorylation; maturation of SSU-rRNA. Bases 152 to 1711 code for a protein of 519 amino acids. The record is from RefSeq and is a predicted model, not a curated record. NCBI's taxonomy places the organism in Eukaryota, Metazoa, Chordata, Mammalia, Eulipotyphla, Erinaceidae.
CCGCGGCUGCUGCCGCCGCCGCCAUCUGUCACCUCAACUCCAGCACCCGCAACACUUUGCACCUACCCCGCCGCCUCUCUCCGCGGCGGUGGCAGCUUCCCAGCCCUGCCGCAUUCUCUUCUCUGGUCCUGUCGCGGGUUCUUUCUCUCACAUGGAUCUUGUCGGAGUGGCGUCGCCAGAGGCCGGGCGGGCAGCGGCCUGGGAACCCCGCAAGUGUCCAUGGGCUACCCCUCCAAAUACAAUAUCGUGUUCUUUGACUGAUGUGAUGAGUGAAGAGUUGGCGAAGGAAUUGCAACUACAAGAGGAGGCUGCUGCAUUUCCUGAAGUUGUUGUUGCUGAAGGACCAUUUAUUACUGGAGAAAACAUUGACACUUCCAGCGACCUAAUGCUGGCUCAGAUGCUACAGAUGGAAUUUGACAGAGAAUAUGAUGCACAGCUUAGGCGUGAAGAAAAAAAAUUCAAUGGAGAUAGCAAAGUUUCCAUCUCCUUUGAAAAUUACCGAAAAGUACAUCCUUAUGAAGACAGUGAUAGCUCUGAAGAUGAGGUUGAUUGGCAAGAUACCCGUGAUGAUCCUUACAGACCAGCAAAACCUGUUCCUACUCCCAAAAAGGGUUUUAUUGGUAAAGGAAAAGAUAUUACCACCAAACAUGACGAAGUAGUAUGUGGAAGAAAGAACACAGCCAGAAUGGAAAAUUUUGCACCUGGAUUUCAGGUAGGCGAUGGGAUUGGCAUGGAUUUAAAGCUCUCAAACCAUGUUUUCAAUGCUUUAAAACAACACGCCUACUCAGAGCAACGUCGAAGUGCCCGUCUCCAUGAGAAAAAGGAGCAUUCUACUGCAGAAAAAGCAGUUGACCCCAAGACACGUUUACUCAUGUAUAAAAUGGUCAACUCUGGAAUGCUGGAGACAAUCACUGGCUGUAUUAGUACAGGAAAGGAAUCUGUUGUCUUUCAUGCAUAUGGAGGGAGCAUGGAGGAUGAAAAGGAAGACAGUAAAGCAAUACCUCCAGAAUGUGCCAUCAAGGUAUUUAAAACAACCCUUAAUGAGUUUAAGAACCGUGACAAAUACAUUAAAGAUGAUUUCAGGUUUAAAGAUCGCUUCAGUAAACUAAAUCCACGUAAGAUCAUCCGCAUGUGGGCAGAAAAAGAAAUGCACAACCUCACAAGGAUGCAGAGAGCUGGAAUUCCCUGUCCAACAGUUGUACUGCUCAAGAAACACAUUUUAGUCAUGUCUUUUAUUGGCCACGAUCAAGUCCCAGCCCCUAAAUUAAAAGAAGUAAAGCUUAAUAGUGAAGAAAUGAAAGAAGCCUACUGUCAGACUCUUCAUCUGAUGCAGCAGUUAUAUCAUGAGUGCACACUGGUGCAUGCUGACCUCAGUGAAUACAACAUGCUUUGGCAUGCUGGGAAGGUCUGGUUGAUUGAUGUCAGUCAGUCUGUAGAGCCAACACAUCCUCAUGGCCUGGAGUUUUUAUUCCGUGACUGUAGGAAUGUUUCACAGUUUUUCCAGAAAGGAGGAGUAAAAGAAGCCCUUAACGAACGAGAACUCUUCAAUGCUGUUUCAGGCUUAAACAUCUCAGCAGACAGUGAAGCUGAUUUCUUAGCUGAGAUAGAGGCUUUGGAGAAAAUGAAUGAAGAUCAUGUUCAGAAGAAUGGAAGAAAAGCUGCAUCAUUCUUAAAAGAUGAUGGAGGUCCACCAGUCCUGCAUGAUGAGUAACAGACAGCCCCUGCUUUCCGAGUUGACUAUCAGCAGUGACUGUCAGCCUCCAGUGGCAAAGGAAGCUAUGGAUGACUAGAGAUAGCAAAACAUGAGGAGGGUACACUGGUGCUUCUGUGCUUUUUUCUUCUUGUAACCCAUAUGCCACUUGUGUGGAAUUUUUAGCUUGGCAUUGAGAGAAUAAAGUGUCACUACCUCUCAUCUUACCAACAGGAUAAUAUUAUCCUUUAACAACUACAGGCUACCUACCUAAAAAUAGACCUGAUUUUCCAGGAUUUAUGGUAGUAUUAAGUUUCAGUGAAAUCUUUUUUAACUUAAUAUUUCCAAACAUGGGAGAAAAGUACAGGUGUGUUUGUAAGGGAUGUUAUAUUGCAACCAUCUUGUUUCUUUGACCUCCCUGCUCUGCAUGCAUUUGUCCUUGAAUAUUUUAUGGACCUAAAAGGAGCCCUUCUCUUCUUUUUCCACACCGUGACCACAAUUUCAAAAAGGAAAUGUAUUCUUUUAGUUGGUGUUAUAAGAUUUCUGCUUUCCUGUACUCAUCAAAGAAAAGGAACUGUAGGUUUCUGAAAGAAGUAAGUGACAAAGGACUUAAUAACUGUCCAAAUUGUUUUUACCAGCACACUGCUUAGCUCUGGUUCAUGGUGGUGCAGGGCAUUGAACCUGGAACUUCGGAGCCUCAGGCAUGAGUCUCUUUGCAAAGCCAUUAUGCUGUCUACCCCUGCCCUUUGUCCAGAUUGUUAGCUUUCAACUUUUGUAUAUUUAGUUGAAAUGGCUAGGUUGUAAGUCACGGUGCAGUUAUGCAUUUAACCAUGCUUCACAUUUGAAUGAAGUCAGUGAAAUACUACAUUCCAUUCAUACUACAUUGUUGUUGGCUUUCAGAGAAAUAGAGCAAGCAAUUUUGAGAGAUGAGUCAUUGAAUUAUGGAGAGUGUGUAUAAAAUAACUCACAUACCAAAUUAAUCAACAAAUCUCAACUGCCUGGCCCACUUUUAACCAUUUUUAGUACUGACUAUGUCAUUUCAAAUAUAAAGCAUGUGUCACACUCAAAAAGUACAUUGGCUUGGUUAUGGAUUUAAAUGCAGUCACUACAACACAAUUAACUUUCCCUCCUAAUGCUAAAGUCAGGUUGGAACCACUGAAUCCCAAACUUUCCACCUAGUCACAGAAAGAAAGCAAAUUUUUAAAUAUAUAUAUAUAUAUAUGAUUGAUACUUGAAAGUUUCCCCAUUACCAUUAUUUUAAAUACCAAAUAUUUCUUUCUAAAUAAAUAUUUUUGCUUUUUCUUAUAUAAUUUUUAUAUAACAUUUCAAGGUAUGGUCUUUGUUAUAUUCUCAUUACAUUUCUGAAAUGUUUACUGCUCUUAAAGAUUGUAAGUAAGCAGUGAUUAUCAACUAUACAGAAAUAGCAGAACUAGUUUUCAAGAUCACUAACCAUUUGAAAUUUUGAUGACAUAACUGCGUAACAAAGCAGCAAACUGGCUGUGUAACAGUCUUGGAGUGUGCUAUAAAUGUGGCUUUUAAGAAAUUAAAAAUAAAGAAAUUCAGAGUUA